AUGCUGGCGGAGGCACCCGAGCAAUGGAGGACCUUCCUCCACCAAUGUCUAACCAAUCGCAUUGACAUUGACGAAUUCACCGACCUGUCAGGUCUCCUCCUGGCCAGGUCCCCAGUCAAAGAGCAUGAGCUGCUGGACUUGCUGCUCCAAGCCCGGGCAGACUCAAGCAUCACCUGGGACCCCCUGCUGCCGCUGUAUGUGGAUGGGCUAUGCAGGGUGGGCCGGGUGAAGAGCUCUGCUGCGCUGGCGGGUGUCUUGAGACACUCUUCUAUUCAGGGGGAUCGGCCGUCCACGCUCAUGACUGAUAUCAAGGUCGUGCAGGAUGUGAUGAUGUUUGUUUCGACGGGGUCGAUUCCUAAGACGGCGACUGAGGCCGCGGAUAUUUAUUCGGUCACGGUCGAUUGGGUCGUUGCUGUUGUUGCUUGGCAUCAUAGGGACGGGUCGACGGGGCUGGUGGGCUCGCCUGAUGCGGUUUCGUUGUUUGAGUCAUUGGGCAUUUUGCUGGCUGCUUUGUCGGGGACUAAUAAGGGGUUGGAGGUUUUGUCGAGUGACUUUAAUCAAGGGCUGAAAGCAAAGCUGGGCCAGGCUUUGUCGUCUUAUUUGCCGCUUUGCGUGGAUGUUUCCCUGUCCUUGAGACAGCGUCUUGAAGAGCUGCAGAAGAUCUUCCAUUUAUACCCGGAUCAGCCGUCCAAAACGCUGGAUGAGCCUGCUAUCAACGGGAUGAAUGUCAAUGCUCUUCAGUUUGAGGCGUCGGUGAUGGAUAGUCCCGCUGUUGACACUAGAGCCGGACUCUAUGUUUAUAUUAAUUCGAUGGUCGUCGGCCGUCCUCUGGUUGAUGAUACUAUUCUGAUCAAUUAUCUCACCAAUCGAUACCAAGGUCAAAACGAUGUUCUCAUUGAAAAAGUUAUCACAGCUACAUUUGAUGUGUUGUCCAACGGUGUAUACCGCAAUGAGUCCAGCAGGACGAUGUUCCUUUUCCGGUCCUUUUUGGUCAACAAGCUCCCUGCAUUCUUUGCCGCUAUCUCGGCGGCGUCUAUGGUUCCAAUAUCCAUGGAAUUAUGCAUCAGUCAAGCCUUGAGCCGCCUGGACCCAAAUGCGUUCCCUUCAUUCUCACAGAUGUUCUCUAUGCAGGGUAGUAGUGUUCUAUCGGAUGCUCGCCAGGAGUUCCUUUUUGCUUGCGCAUCACACAAGCUCAUUGAGGAGUCUAGCAUUGAACAGCUUUUGGGAGAGAACCCCAUGCAGACAUUGCCUGGUGGCGGUCCCUAUAUCAAAGAUGAUAUUAUCUCACAGAUAAAUAACAACCAUGAAAGGGCGGAGCAGCUCAUUGGGGAAAUUGAGUCAAUGGAGGGUAAUGCAGGCGCUAUAGUUGGCGCGGUGGUCGAGGUUAUGCACAGUCUGUGCCAUCAAAAAGAGACAAUGACUCUGAAAAACAUUUGCAACUCGCUUUCGCGUCGUCCGCAGACGCUGGAUGUUAUUUUGCUGUUCCGAAGCGCAAAACAGGUCCUGCAACCUCUUUGCUCUGUCCUUGACUCUUGGAAGUGGGAUGAGGACCAGGGUGAGAACCAGCCUGUCUAUGAUGAAUUCGGCAGUAUUCUCUUGCUUGUCCUUGCGUUCAAGUAUCGUUAUGACCUGAGCCCAUCCGACCUGGGUAUCUCGAGCAAUGAUUCAUUCUUGCUGAAACUUCUGGACCGCGGUGCUUGCAGCCAGAAGCUGGCAGACCUGAGCGAGAAGCAGAACAAGGAUCUUGGUGCUUGGAUCGGUGCUCUUUUCAUCGCCGAGGGCAUCAGUGAGGAGAUCAUGUCCUCUUGCAGUCCGCAUGAGCUCUACAUGCUAGUGGCGACACUAUUCGACCAGAGUCUCGGCGCGUGUGAAUCUGGGAAACUAGAAUUCGAGACACUGAAAGGCGGAUUUGAAUAUCUCCUCGAGCCCUUCCUUCUUCCAUCCCUAGUGCUCGCCUUGACCUGGCUAGGAAAUCACAUCUGGGAAUCCGAAACCGACCCAACGAUUCCCCUCAAAGCCCUUUACUCCCUCAUCAGACCAAGCUCGAUCUCCGGUGAAGCUCAAGCCAUCCACCAAACGGUCCUCAACAUUACCGCACGCCCACUAGAGGAACAACUCAAGAAUGUGCGCACAAGACACCAAUCACGCACGGACAUCAAACCCAUCCUAGAUGCCCUCGAGCCCUACCUCUCCUUCCGCCGCGUAGGCAGCUGCCACCGCACCGAACUAGACACCUGGACCUCCCACACAACCGGCGGCCUCCUAACCAGCAUCCGCACAACCCUCCAAUCCCUCGUCCUCUGGUCCUCGAACCCCGAAAUCAACCUUGCCCCGGUAACAUACACCCACCGCCAACUCCUAACCGGCAUCCGAAUGCUAGGCGCCACCCGCGUCCUCUGCACCCUCAUCGACGAAGUCAAGCGCCAAUCCGAAACCGGCAAUGCCCACAUCGCCCUCGACAUCGCAACCACAAUGAUCUGCGCCCCGAUGCCCGAAUCCUUCGCCCUAGACCAGAACAACUAUCAUCCCGAAAAGCCAGUGCCGCGCUGUGCGAUCCUCACGCUCCGCGAUGCUCUUGCUCUCUCGCACGAUAAUGUUCCUAAGAUCUCCGAGACGGAUCCCCUACGCGCGGAAGUCAUUGUUCGGCUUGCGAGGCGGGUGAAUGUUCUUACUGCGCCGCCUUCGCAGGUCUCGAAUAUCGAUGUUAGUAAUAUUAUUCAGAACAUGGAGCUGGGUGUCGAGAGUGAUCGCAUGGAUCUGGAGCCGUCUGCUGCGGAUGUUGCGGGGAAUACGGUUGGUGAGGAUGAUCCGGAGAAUAUCAAUCGCAUGCUUGAUAAGGCUGCUGCCGCGGCGGCGGCUGUGGGCAUGGAUGGUGGUAUGGACGGUGGUAUGGAUGGAGGUAUGGAUAAUGGUAUGGGGGCUGGCAUGGACAGUGGCAUGGAUGGUGGAAUGGAUGGCGGUAUGGGACAGGAUAUGGGACUUGAUACCGGAGCUGGGAUGGAUGCCAUUGACGAUGUGCUCAACGCAGCUGAUAUGGCGGUUGGAAACCCCGAAUUUUUGGAUCUGGAUAUGGAGGGCAUGUUUUAG
This is a messenger RNA of Penicillium olsonii, 3087 nucleotides long. The record is from the annotation of a GenBank genome assembly. Lineage: Eukaryota; Fungi; Ascomycota; Eurotiomycetes; Eurotiales; Aspergillaceae.